Messenger RNA from Chenopodium quinoa (quinoa), 5205 nucleotides. RefSeq names its product putative disease resistance protein RGA3. Gene Ontology annotation, molecular function: ADP binding. The transcript has 3 exons. The coding region runs from base 1115 to 4747 and encodes 1210 amino acids. Gene Ontology annotation, biological process: defense response to other organism. The record is from RefSeq and is a predicted model, not a curated record. NCBI's taxonomy places the organism in Eukaryota, Viridiplantae, Streptophyta, Magnoliopsida, Caryophyllales, Amaranthaceae.
AAAAAAAAAAAUUUAAACAGGUAGCAAAUGUGAAGCGUGGUGUUUUUAGUGGUAGCAAAUGUGAAAAUUUCCUAAAUUAAAUAUUGGACACAACUAUUAUUAAGUAUAUAUGAUUAAUAUGAAUACAAAUUUAUCUAUGUAAUUAUUUUUACAUCAUCUAUUUUAUUUAUUAAUUAAAUUGGAAAAACAUUUUGGCCCUAUAUUGACUCUACUCAAUAAGGGUCUUGUUCAUUAUAGACCAUGUCCAUUAAAAGCCCUCUAAGCUUAAAUAUGACCUUAUUAUUAUCAGAAUACCCUACCCAGUAUCAUCUCUCAGCUGAAAAAUUAAGGGGUAUGAGUGUAUGAUUCUUUUAUGUCUUUUACAUGUCCCUGUAGACCAAAAGAAUAUUCUAAACCAUCAAUAUAAAUUACGAAGUAUAUAAUUAUGUAUACUCGGCUACAAUACAUAUUUAGAAACACAAGAACAAUAGUCUUGACGUUUCUUCAUUUUGCUCUAUCAAUGAAGAAGCAAUAAGAUUAAAUAAACAAAGCAAAACAAGAUAGAAGUUUCCUUUUCAAGGAAGGUGUUGAAGAUUUAUCCAACCAUUAUUGAGUGAAUAGACUAGUUUUUUUAAAAAAAAAAAAUAAAUAAAAAAUAAAAACCAGGCUAGUUUAUUGUAAAUCACAGGUCAUUUAAGACUAAAGAAUAUUCUAAAGACAUUGCAACAUAAGUCAAGACAUCUAAGUUGUACCAUACUUGGAGAGUUUAUAUUAAUCAAAGAUACAAGUAUGAAUUAAAGACAAAUUAGUAUGGUGGCCCUUGAUUAUAUUGGCCUACUUUUUUGGCAUUGACCAUUGUUGACCUGCUUUAGCCUGGCUAAUGGCUAUUCUGACCCGCUAAAGGCAGCUUGCUUAUGACCCGACAUACUAUUGACCCGAUAACUAUGUCUACCAACGAGAGUGUUAAGUUCACAUAUACUAGUCAAAGAUAUUUGCAAGUAAUACAUAUAGUCGCCUUGAGCCCACUUGUUCACUCCACUUCCACGCUCCACCUUGUGUCAUUGAAGCUAAAUCAAUUAUUUCCCUGCUCUCUGUCAUCUAUGUUACCAAUGAGCUGAAAAAUAAUCUAAAGAUAAUGGAAGCUCUUUAUAUUGAAGCAGCAAAGGCAAUAACUAAGCUGGUGAUUACGCGUCCUGUAGAGCAGGCAAAGCUAGCUUGGGGAAUCAAGCAGCAGUUACAGAAGCUUAAAGAUGAAUUCACAUACAUCCAAGCUUUUCUUCAAGACAAUGAGAGGUUGAAUCAAAGACAUAGAGGAGAUAGCCAAAUUGUGAAUGCUUGGCUCAGGAAAGUCAUGAAUAUUGCUUACCUAGCUGAUGAUGUAAUGGAUGAUUAUGUCUAUGAAAUCCUCCGCCGGAGAUCAAUUUCAUGGGAAUUAAAGUACAGCAACAACAAUUUUAAAUCAGGAAGGAAGCUAUUAGCUCUCAUAAAGCUCAAGAAGCGAUCAUUCAAGAAGAAGUGUCACAACUACUCAACUCUCUCUGAUUCUAAUCCUUUAGCCUUCCGCUUUAGAAUGUCUAGCAAGGUCAAGAGUGUUCUUAGGUCCUUUGAUGACUUAUACAAGGAUGCUAAAAGACUCGGUAUUAGGCCAGCAGAGAUAGCAGAUGAUGAUCUACGAGGAGCUAGCUACAAAGGGAUAAUGAAGAGAAACACUGACAACAGCUUGGAUGAAGUUCGAGAAUUAGCAGUUGCACAUAGGCUAGAAUUUGUAGGGAGGCAACAUGAUCUAAAGGAGCUCACAGAUGUUCUUUGUGAUCAUAGCAACAACGACGAUGUCUUGACCAUAGCCAUUGUUGGUAUGGGAGGUCUAGGAAAAACAACAUUGGCAAGACAAUUGUAUGAAAACGAAGCAGUUGCCGAGCACUUUACAGAAAGAUUUUGGAUCUGCAUAUCUGAUACCUUCAAUGUGAAGAGGGUAUUGUGUGUGAUGUUCGAAAAGCUUACAGGAGGGAAAUGUCAGCUGUCAAAUACAGAAGACAUUAUAGAAAGGGUUCAACAGCUUGUCAGAGGUAGACGAUACUUACUUGUGCUUGAUGAUGUAUGGGAUCAAAAUCAAACCAAAUGGAAUUCUUUCAAGAACUCCUUGCGAAGAAUAGGAGGUACCACAGGAAGCAUGAUUAUAGUUACAACUCGCAACAAAGACGUUGCAAAAACAGCAGAGAGCCAACAUAUUCACCAGCUAACAGGAUUAUCUGAUGAUGAAAGCUGGGCCUUCUUUGUGCAGAAGGCUUUCCCAAAAGGAAUACCAACAUCUCACCCAGGACUUGAGGAAAUUGGGAGAAAGAUUGUGAAAAAAUGCAAGGGAUUACCAUUAGCAAUUGAUGUGAUAGGAGGCUUAUUACGAAUGAAGGAAGAUCCAAGUGAGUGGAGAUCUAUUGAGAAGAGCACAAUGUGGAGUCUUCCAGAAGAGAACAAUAAUAUUCUACCUUCCUUAAUGUUGAGUUUUAAUAACUUGCCAUCUACCUCUUUAAAACAAUGUUUUGCUUACUGUGCAAUAUUUCCAAAGGAAGUCCUCAUUGACCAAGAAGAUUUAAUCAAUCUCUGGAAUGCUCAGGGUUUCCUUCAUUGUCAAUCAGAAGGAGGAAAUUUGACACCCGAGGAACUUGGAAGAAAAUAUGUUGAUAUAUUGUUAAGCAGUUCACUUAUACAAGCAGCAACACGGUGUUCUAUAGAUGGUGAUGUAACACAAUAUCGUAUGCAUUACUUGGUGCAUGAUAUGGCUCUUUACAUCUCUAGACACGAUUGGGUGAUCUGGAAGGGGGUAGACACGGUUGGUAAUCCUUCUAGUGGUCGGCAUCUAGCCAUAUUUCCUGAAGAUAAUGACAUAGCCUCAGAAUCUCCAGUAGAAGAUAUGAUAUGGUUAAGGGACUUACGGACACUACAUUCUACUAUUAGGUUGCCCAUGGAUCUAUUGGCACAUGCCAAACACUUGCGUGUCCUAAAAUUAGCUGCAACUGGUCUAAAGAAAGUACCUCCGGCAAUUGGCAGGCUCAGUCAUUUAAGAUACGUAGACCUAUCACAUAAUUCAAUAGUUAUGCUUCCAGAAUCAAUUACAAGCCUCUACCAUCUGCAAACAUUCAGGCUUUUCAGUUACAAGCUCAGGGAAUUACCUCAAAAGUUGUAUAGGUUAGUCAACUUAAGACACCUAGAUCUUACAUCACGUUCAUGGUGCCUACCUAGAGGGAUUGAACGGUUAAGUGCACUCCAGACUCUACCGAUGCUAGAGUUGAAUGAAGGCUUCGGAUGGGAAAUUGGUGAAUUGGGAGUUUUAAAUGACAUUCAUGGCCUCUUAUCUAUCUCUGGACUUGAACAUGUGAAGAGUAAGGGAGAAGCUGAAAAGGCGGGCAUACACAAAAAAAAGGGCAUUUCAGAGCUGCAACUAAUUUGGGGAUGGGGAAGGGCAAGCAAUCACUUAGAAGUAUUAGAUGCUCUCCAGCCGCCUCCAAAUUUAAAACUGCUCAUGAUAACAGGUUAUGAUGGUCCAAAUUUUCCUUCAUGGAUGAGGAGUAUGAUGACUUUUGGUGAGGCUGGUACUUCAAGACCAUUUUCUAAUCUAGUGCAUAUUGAGUUAUUAUAUUGCAGAAGCUGUCAGCAACUCCCUGCGCUUGGGCAACUACCAUGCCUAAGGGAUCUGUCUAUGUACUCUUUAUGGUCUAUCACGUCUAUUGGGGAUGAAUUUUAUCAUUCUAGUAAUGAUAUUGAGGAGCUAGCACCAAUUGUAUUUCCAGCCUUGAAAAAGCUAAAUAUACUUUGCUUUGAAAACUUAACGAAAUGGAAUCCCCCACCAAGUGGUGUGCUGGGAAUAGAGACUAGUCUAGUACCACUAGCUACAUCAGCCUUUCCCUUGCUUGAAAUGCUAAGGAUUGAGCUAUGUGACAAACUGGUCCAAACUCCUACCAGCUUCCCUUCCCUCAGGCAUUUGCAGGUUGACAAUAGUCUUAGAGGCCAAGCAUUGUACAAUGUUAUAAGUGAAAGUAGUAGUGCACUUACCUCAGUCAAUAUCAAUGAGGCGCCAGAGCUAUCCAGACUUCCUGAUCAGCUGAUUGAUUGCACCAGCCUUGAAGAAUUGGUUUUACGUUGUUGUUCUGAUCUACAAUCUUUGCCCAUUGGACUAGGAACCCGGCUUACUUCCCUACUUCGUUUGUCCAUUGUUGAGUGUCCAGAACUGAGAGAGAUCCCGGCCAGCAUGGGGGAUUGCUCCUCUUUGAAGAAGUUACACAUACGCGAUUGUCAUAAUUUAGAAGAUAUACCAGAUUUUAGCCAGUUGAUUCAUAUUGAGGAAAUAGAGAUAAAUGGAUGCAAAAAGUUGGCUUGCCUGCCAAACGGGCUUCAAGUCCUUCCCUACCUCAGCUCUUUAUCCAUUGGAGGGUUUCAGUCCCUGGAAAUUGAAUCGACAAAAUCAACUCAACUUCUGUUCCCAGCACUCAAACUGUUGAGGAUUAUGAAUGAUGAGUGUGUAGAGCAAGUACCAGAAUGGAUUGGGAAUCUCUCAUUACUGCAGAAAUUGGAGCUGAAGUGUUGCGAGAAUUUGAUUCGUUUACCUUCACAUGAUGUCAUCCAGCGAAUGACCAGACUGACAGCACUUGUUAUAAAAUCAUGCCCACUUUUACAGGAAAGAUGUGCAAAGGAGGACGGUCCUGAGUGGGGAAAAAUCUCUCACAUUCGCUUCAUUCAAGUCAAUUCACAGACAGUCCAAGAAAUAUCUGCAUAAGCUUGAUACUCCUUGAGUCCUCCUGAGAUCAGAAAUCAGACAUGGUAUCUGAAUUUAGAUCAUUCUCACAAACACGCAGGCUCGCAGCAGCUUUUGAUGUAAGUAAUAUGCUUCAUGAUUUCCCUAUAUAUGUGCAAACUUAUUUCAUGAUAGAUUAGAUACCAAAAUCAAAGUGUUGAUCAUUUGCAUACUAUAUGUAUGAAUGAUCCUACUUGAUCAACAAGUCCAGCAUUGCUCAACAAAUAUUUUUCCUGUGUGCUACUACAGACUAGCAUGAAGACAGUUUGGAGAUUGUACUUGCAGAACAAAAACCCUCUUUUUUUUUAUCUUUUUGUUCUCUUUUUUUUUUUUUUUUUUUUUUUUUUUGCAGUAGUGGAAUAAGAAAGGUUAUCAUUCAUUGGAUAUGAUGUGAUUCAUAUGAACAAGAUUGUUAUGUCAGACAAACAAGUGAACAGCAA